GGGCAGCAUGGCCUCGGGAGCAGGCCCGGCCUUCGAGGAUCUCCCCCACGAUGGCACAUGCGAUGCCUGUGAGCCCGACGAGGCGGAGCGUGCGGUGCAGCUCUGCGACAGCUGCGGCUUCUGCUACUGCCAGCCCCACGCCCGAGAACACCGCCAGAGGUAUCGCAGCCACCAGCUGUGGGACUACGGGGGCCCUGACGGGGACCCUGGGGAGCCCGAGAAGCUGGAGAGGAAGAAGUGCCCCGAGCACGACCAGGAGCUGAGCCUGUACUGCAAGGAGGACGAGCAGAUCAUCUGCGUGCUGUGCGCCGUGGCGGGCUCCCACCAGCAGCACCCCCUCAGCACCUUGGACGAAGCCUACGAGACCAUGAGGAACAGAGAACCGGUGGAUCUGAAAGUGGCCAUGCUAGAGAUGGUGGAGAGGCUAAAAUUCAAGUGCGGGGAUCCCAGAGUCAGCCGGAGUGAGAUGAAAGUCUGUAUCCAGCAGGAGUUCGACAAGGUACGGCAGCAGGUCUGCGAGGAGGAGCGGAAGGCCCUCCACCUGGUGGACCUCCAGGAAGCCGUGGCCACGGCCCACAUGACGGAGGUCCUAGCUGAAAUUCACGUGCACAUGGAAAAGUUGAUGGCGGAGAUGGCGGAGAUAAGGCACCAGCUCGAUGCCUUCAACGAGUUGGCUUCGAUGAAACCAGAGAUCAGAGAUGAAGAAUUCAGACGAAAUCCUUUCCCGGCUAUCCCUCCAAACCGAGGGUCUCAUAGAUACGAUGAUGAUGACCCUUCAUCAGCCAACGGGCCCUUCUGAGAGGUGGAAGCCAUUGUUUUGCUGGAUGGAAGAGUGCCUCGUCAGGAAAACCCCUCUCCACCCAGCCUGCUAAGCAGAAAAACAUACAGGAGAAGAGAAAAAAAUGAAUGCCUACUUGUUUGUGGCAGCAGCAACACAAAGUCGUCCGUUCUUCAUGUGUAUGUGAAUGCGUGUGUGUUUUCACCCUCCUACUUCUCCAUGAACUUUCCAACAACAGCUGUGUCCAAAGCCCCCAGGUCACAGACAUGCAUCUCCCCCAGGACUGUGGUCUUCUGUCUGCCAUGUGCCUCCCAGUUCUGUCAUAGUGGGCGUUAGAAGCAGUUCUAUGCCAGGACCAGGGUAGAAUGGUCCUUUGUGAAAUCCCUCAAUUGUGAAGUCCCUGCAAGUUAGCAGUGACACAGGGAAGGCUCUUCCAUAGAAGAGUAAAGAACUCAGUAGAAUCCAGAGCUAUCAGGCUUGGGCAGGGUGACUCUUUUGAACCUACCUGCCAACAACCGGAAAACCUACUUUAAUCUUAUUUCAUCUUGACAAAGUUGGAAACAGUAAUGGAGCCCUUUCGUUGAUGCUGGUGCUUUGAAAGGGUGUGGCCAUUAAUUAAGAUGGAUACCUUUUCUGUAAAGGAAAGAAAAAGCCAUGUGAGCCUGAGAAAUACAAAGGUAUUUUUCAUUGCUGGGGUCGCCCAGGACUUCAGUUUCUUCAUUCAGUACUGGGAGAUUAACCCUUGACUUUAAAGAUGAAAGUUUGCUUCAGUUAAUUGACAUGCUAAUUGCUCAAGUCUUCAAGGUCAUCUAACAAGGGUUCCUAGCACCAUAAGGUCAAAGCCUGGUUUCUCUUUUGGAAUUCUGUGGGUUCCCAUGUUAUUCAAGCCACAUUAAAGGCCAGGGUAUCUCGUGGUAGCUUUGACGUGGGUUUCUGGUCUCCUUGUUUUAAAAUGCAGUGAGAUCCUCGUAUCCAAGGGAUGCAUUGAGUUGAUCUUCAUCCCAAGUUUAUGCUUUUCUGAUAUCUCCUAACUCCUAGAAGAUAAUCCAUCCUUUCUAGCCCUCUAUACCUAGAAACCUCUAAGUUAUUUCCAGCACCCUGGCCUUUUUCAAGUCAUGGAAAAUGACAGACAACCACUAAAGGACCAGAAGGGGGUUUCUUUACCUACCCUUGUCUGCAAGCUCACCUUCCUUUGCAAGCUUUGGUUUUGGGGAUACAGCACCUCCAAGUCUCCUUUUGACACACACCCCAAGCCACAACCAAAAGCAAAAGCCUGAUCCCUGAGGAUGGAAGCCCAUCAAUGCCUGCUUGAUGGCUUCCCACCUGGUGACAUCUUUAGCUCAAUGAUCUUCUGAUCUGGGGGUGGGCUGGGAGGCCUUAGUGUGUGGGUGGGCAAUAGUUUACUAUGACUGGUACCCAGUAAUGAAAAUGGGACUUGUUUUCUCUUGGAAUUCUGAUUUUUGCUGUUGAAUCUUGUGUGUGGUGUGAAAUUAUUUCUCUGUGGAAGGUUCCAGACCAACAUCUCCAACAUCUUCCCCAAUGCAGGGUUGUUACUAGGGUGGGAGCAAAACGGUCUCUGCCUCAAAGCAGCACAUUUAAAGGACGUCCUGUAUCUUGAUGUACUUUGAUUGCCUCAGCACUAUAGAAAAAAUAACAGUACUAGAGAGCAUUUAUUAAGCACCUACUAUUUGUCAGGCACUAUGCUGAGUGCUUUACAGUUAUACCAUUUGAUCCUCACACCAAGGAGAUGCUACUAUUCCCAUUUUACAAAUGAGGAAACUGAGGCAGAUAGAGAUUUUUAAAUGGCUUGCCCAGAGUCACACAGCUAGGAAGCAUCUGAGGCUAGAUUUAAACUCAAGUCUUCCUGACUUCAGGCCUAGUGCUUUGUCCACUGUAGCUACUACAACAGAAUUUACUCAGUAAGCAGGAAUAAUAGGAUAUUAUCAGAUGACCCAGGAUGAGUUCCUCCCUCACCCUUCCUUACCAAUCUAGAAAUUGUUAUUAAGGGCAGCUAGGUGGCACAGUGGAUAAAGCACUAGCCCUGAAUUCAGGAGGACCUGAGUUCAAAUCCGGCCUCAGACAUUUGAAACUUACUAGCUGUGUGACCCUGAGCAAGUCACUUAACCCUCAUUGACCCGUUUUAAAAGAAAAAGAGAAAAAGAAAAAGAAAUUGUUAUUAAGUGCCUACUAUGUGUCGGUCAUUGUGUGCUGGUCAUUGUGCUACACACUGGGAACCCAACAGCAGAAAUGAAGCAAAUUAUCUCCAGCCCUAAAGGAUGUCAUAUUCUCUCCAAUCCAGCAGCCUCACACCAGUGUCCUGAGGGCUCUGCCUCCCAAAACAGAAGAAUGUCUCCCCCCAGCUCAGCCGAGGGCACAAAUCAUGCUGCUAAUUCAGAGAACACAGAUUCCUAGAUAUAGUUUGGUCUCCUCCACUCACCACCACCACCACCACCACCUCCAUCUCUUCAAUGCCAUCCUGCGCCCCAGUAGGAGCCAUGUCAUAGGAAAAAGCAAACAGGCUUUAGAUGCUUCAGCAAGACCUUGUUUCCUCAUCUACAAUCUGCUUAUAAGUACCUAAGCCCCCCUGAACUGUCAAUUGCCCUUCGGUUUGGAGAGAAGGAUGACGCUGGUAUUUUAUCGAUCAGACUCCAUCCUACUGCUUGUACCAAGGACAGCUAUCCUAACAGAACUGCUUUCAAAGGUUAUUGCUUCAGAGCAGACUAGAUGCUUCUGAGGAGUUAUUAGGUUUAUAGUAUAGAGCCUGGCUCUGCUUUCUUUUCUCAAUCAUGACUUCCGCCAUGUCCCCUUAAAAUAGUAACUCUGUCCUUGUGAUGGGCAAAUUCUCAAGGCCUCCAAUAGGGCAUAAGAGCUGAUUUUUUUUUUUAAAGUUUGCAACCUGAAUCAUGAUUUUGGAAAUCCGGGAGUUUAUGAGAUGGUUAUAACCAAGAAUAUAAAAAUAUACUGCAACUUGUCCAAAUAAAUUAUCAUAUCUCAAUAAUGCACAGGGGAAAGCACUUUAGCUUUUUCUUAAGAAGGAUUUAAAAUUUGCUUUAUGGCCUCUUGCUGUCCAUAGUGCCUGAUAAAACUUUAACCGGGGAAUCUUUAAACCCACAGCAAUGGUUUUUGCCCAGGCCUCAUCCGUGUCUGUCUAGCACAGACAUCAGCCUGGAGCCGUGUCCAUUUCCCCAAAAAACCCGAUACUAACUUUUGCCAAACUAUAGGGUGACCUCUUAGCCCUUGAACAGAAGAGUGACGUGGCUCCCAUCCUCCUCUAGGACCAUGCUGGUUCUCAAUUAGGUCCUGAUUGGCCACAGGCCCCCCAGGUCUAUGAGAGAGUCCCCUAGGAGGAUUCAUCAGAGGAAGUGGGUAAUGUCUCCAUGAUGAAUUGGGUGCUGAUUACAGUGCAUGACUGCCAUUGAAAUGUUUUAUUUUGGAAGGAAGGCUAGGGAAGGUUCAUCAUGUGAUUGAUUUAAUUAAUUCAGACUCAAGCCCAAGGAGUUCUGGGAAACAGACUUGUUAUCAGCAAAAUUCAGGAAUUCUCUCCAUGGGGCUCAUUGAGAAAAUAGAAAAAAAUACUGAAGGUGAAAAAAGGGAGAAUAGAAUGACCUCUGGAGAUGUCAGUUUGGAUUGAAAAGUCCACAAUUAGCAAAGCUGCAAGCCCACCCCCGAAAUUAGAGGGAGUCUGAAAUGUCAAAAUAUUAAUAUUUUACUGUUGGUCCCCACCCUCCCCCCCAAAAAAACCCCAUCACCUUCACAAUGAAACAUUAUUUAUAUCCUCACAGUGGUCAAUGAAUUAUAGAAAUGAUGGUUGUUGGUUUUUUCUACUUGGGAACAACAUGAAUUAGUCUCCAAUUAUGUUCAGAGCCUUGUGUUCAGAACUGGAGAAGAUGGAAGGGAACACCCAUUUAUUAAGCAUAUACCACAUACCAGGCACUGGGCUAAGCACUUUACAAAUAUCUCAUUUGAUACAAAGUUUAGAUAAUACAGGGCCCCUGCCCUCAAGGAAUUUAUAGUCUAGGUCGGGCUAUUGGAGAACCUAAUAGAAAGCCAUAAUUGCAGCUGGAAGUGACAGCCAGGAUGGAAAAGAUAAUUGGCUUCCCCACUCGCCACCCUGGGCCAAUACGAGCCCAUUCCAUUUGCCAUGAGGAAAAUUUCAGAUAUAGGUUCAAAUCCCAAAUCUCAUACUAUAU
Dromiciops gliroides (monito del monte) is the source of this 4968-nucleotide messenger RNA. It is a transcript of the gene TRIM44, whose product is annotated as tripartite motif containing 44. Lineage: Eukaryota; Metazoa; Chordata; Mammalia; Microbiotheria; Microbiotheriidae. Gene Ontology annotation, molecular function: zinc ion binding. The record is from RefSeq and is a predicted model, not a curated record. The transcript is spliced from 6 exons. The coding region runs from base 8 to 799 and encodes 263 amino acids.